Nelumbo nucifera (sacred lotus) is the source of this 1011-nucleotide messenger RNA. RefSeq names its product basic helix-loop-helix (bHLH) DNA-binding superfamily protein. Lineage: Eukaryota; Viridiplantae; Streptophyta; Magnoliopsida; Proteales; Nelumbonaceae. Gene Ontology annotation, biological process: regulation of DNA-templated transcription. Gene Ontology annotation, molecular function: protein dimerization activity; DNA-binding transcription factor activity; sequence-specific DNA binding. Gene Ontology annotation, cellular component: nucleus. The record is from RefSeq and is a predicted model, not a curated record.
UAGGCCACCUCUCAGAAAGCACAAAACCAAAAAACCUCCAUUGCUCUCUCCCUCUCUCUCUCUCUCUCUCUCUCGCAUGGAGAACAUUGAGAACAUUGAGAACAUUGAGAACAUUGACGAGUACAGUCACUAUUGGGAAACCAAAAGAUUCAUUCAGAAUGAAGAGCUUGACAGUUGGGCAUUGGAUGAGGCGUUCUCCAGCUACUACGAUUCAAGUUCGCCGGAGGGAACGGCGACGGCGUCAUCCAUCGCUGCGAAGAACAUUUUAUCGGAGAGGAACAGGAGAAAGAAGCUCAAUGAGAGGUUGUUUGCACUUAGAUCAGUGGUGCCUAACAUUAGUAAGAUGGACAAAGCUUCGAUAAUCAAGGACGCAAUCGAGUACAUUCAACAGCUACAUGAGCAAGAGAGGACAAUUCAAGCUGAGAUACUGGAACUCGAAUCAGGGAAAUUUAAGAACAGCCCCGUCUCAGACGUCGAACAGACUUCCGUCUACUCGAGAAAAAAGAAGAAGAGAAUUGAUCAGUGUUAUGACUCGGGAGGAUCAAGAGCUUGUUCAAUCGAAGUCCUUGAAAUUAGGGUCUCUUAUGUGGGAGAUAGAACUCUGGUUAUAAGCCUCACUUGUAGUAGAAAGACAGACACCAUGGUCAAACUCUGCGAGGUCUUUGAGUCGUUGAAGCUCAAAAUCAUCUCCGCCAACAUCACUGCUUUUUCCGGCAGACUCCUGAAGACUGUCUUCGUUGAGGCGGACGAAGAGGAGAAGGAACAAUUGAAGAUAAGAAUUGAAACAGCCAUAGCAGCUUUAAAUCAUGACCCACAAAACCCUGUCAGCUACUAGAGAAUAAUGUCCACCACUUUGUUUCUUCAUGUAAUGGUUAUGAUGAAUGUUGUCAUAGUCACUUGUAUAGGUUUUUCCUUGGAUUUACUCCAAGAGACUCAGUAAUCUUGAUUUUAUCUGGUCUUUGUUUAGUCUUUAAUGGCAGAAAUGCACAUUUGUUGCAAUUUGGUGCUGAA